CCAUGGGGCAAGGGGAGCCCGUUGAUGCAGUCCACGCGGAUCAGCCUCCUGGCCCGAGUAAGGUAGAGGAGCCACGUGGAGAAGAAAUCCAGGAUCGAAACAGAAGCUGCCCAGGAUCCCCUGCUGAGCCUCAGCUUUCUCAUCUAUUAAACAGCCUGGGCAGCCCCACGCCUGUGCCCCACUUUGGAAGCAUGUCAAUGCCAGAGAACACACUCCCCAAGCAGUUUUGGCCAUGGAUCUUUAAGUCCCAGAGGGAUUUAGCAAAGUACAUCUUAACUGGGGCUCCAGGAGGUCCAGCAGGGUAUCUGAGGCUGGCCAGCGUGGCCCAACUGACCCAGGAGCUGGGCGCUGCCUUCUUCCAGCGGCAGCAGCUGUCGGCCGCCAUGGCAGACACCUUUCUGGAGCACCUCUGCCUGCUGGACAUCGACUCGGAACCCCUGGCUGCCCGCAGUACUAGCAUCAUUGCCACCAUCGGGCCGGCCUCCCGCUCCGUGGAAUGCCUCAAGGAGAUGAUCAAGGCCGGGAUGAACAUAGCGCGACUCAACUUCUCCCACGGCACUCAGGAGUACCACGCUGAGUCCAUCGCCAACAUCCGGGAGGCGGUGGAGAGCUUUGCAUCCUCUCCACUCAGCUACCGGCCGGUGGCCAUCGCUCUGGACACCAAGGGCCCGGAGAUACGCACUGGGAUCCUCCAGGGAGGUCCGGAAUCGGAAGUGGAGCUAGUGAAGGGCUCCCGGGUGCUGGUGACUGUGGAUCCAGCAUUCCGGACGCGGGGGAACGCAGACACCGUGUGGGUGGACUACCCCAAUAUCGUCCGGGUCGUGCAAGUGGGAGGCCACAUCUACAUUGACGACGGGCUCAUCUCCCUAGCUGUCAAGAAAAUCGGUCCAGAGGGGUUGGUGACUGAAGUGGAGAAUGGCGGAGUCCUGGGCAGCCGGAAGGGCGUGAACUUGCCCGGUGCCCAGGUGGACCUACCAGGGCUGUCUGAGCAAGAUGUCCGGGACCUGCACUUCGGGGUGGAGCAUGGUGUGGACAUCAUCUUUGCCUCCUUUGUGCGGAAGGCCAGCGAUGUGACUGCUGUGCGGGCUACUCUGGGGCAGGAAGGACAGGGCAUCAAGAUCAUCAGCAAAAUCGAGAACCAUGAAGGCGUGGAGAAGUUUGAUGAAAUCCUGGAAGUGAGUGAUGGCAUCAUGGUGGCACGGGGCGACCUGGGCAUCGAGAUCCCAGCCGAGAAGGUUUUCCUGGCUCAGAAGAUGAUGAUCGGGCGCUGUAACUUGGCGGGCAAGCCCGUGGUCUGUGCCACACAGAUGCUGGAAAGCAUGAUCACUAAGCCCCGACCAACACGGGCAGAAACGAGCGAUGUGGCCAACGCGGUGCUGGAUGGAGCAGACUGCAUCAUGCUCUCAGGGGAGACUGCCAAGGGCAAAUUUCCUGUGGAGGCCGUAAAGAUGCAGCACGCGAUUGCCCGGGAGGCAGAGGCCGCAGUAUACCACCAGCAGCUGUUUGAAGAGCUGCGCCGGGCAGCACCAUUGAGCCGUGAUCCCACCGAGGUCACUGCCAUCGGUGCUGUGGAGGCCGCUUUCAAGUGCUGUGCUGCUGCCAUCAUUGUGCUGACCAAAACUGGCCGGUCAGCCCAGCUUCUGUCUCGGUACCGACCUCGGGCAGCAGUCAUCGCUGUCACUCGCUCUGCCCAGGCUGCCCGCCAGGCCCACUUAUGCCGAGGAGUCUUCCCCGUGCUCUACCGCGAACCUCCAGAAGCUAUCUGGGCAGAUGAUGUGGAUCGCCGGGUCCAAUUUGGCAUUGAAAGUGGAAAGCUCCGUGGCUUCAUGCAUGCUGGGGACCUAGUGAUUGUGGUGACAGGCUGGAGGCCGGGUUCCGGCUAUACCAACAUAAUGCGGGUGCUGAACAUAUCCUGAUGCCCCCACUCUGACCUAGCCCACCUAUGGACCCCAUCCCUUCCUCCUCACUCCCCCACCCUCCACCCCUCCAUUAACUCUACCUCUAAGUAAGGUCUUCUUUAACCCCAACCCUCCCCAAACUCCCAUCCCAGGCCAAUCUGCCAUUCAGCCCCCUUCCAGGGAGUCCCUUCCCCCUUUCCAUUUCCUACAGGCCACGAGAGCCUGUGUCCAAUUAAGCACUGGUCACCAACAGCAUCGGUUGUACAUUCCCUACAACCAGUCCUCAGUUGAGCCCUAAAAUGCUGUGAGCCUUUAAUCCCAGUUUGGCUGGUCAAUUCUUUUCUCCUAAUCCUCCCACCCCUGGGGCUAAGAGAGAAGAUAGGGCAAUCCUGUCCUCAGUCUUUUCAAAAUCACCAUUUUACAAAUACUUCAUAGCUAUGCAGUGUGAUGUUUUCUUAUGUGGUCCCCCUGAUAAUCUCCUGGGGAGAGCUCCACUUCCUCCCAUUCCCAGGGCAGGACACAGUGGCUUCACCGUGACUGUGACAUCAAAGCACCACCCUUCUCGGGAAGCUGGGGUAGCCUGGGAAGGGGAAGUUGGAUGUGGGGAGAACUGGGAGCCUGGCCAGCUGAUCUUGUCCCUGUCUUCGCAGCCUCUGUGCUGGGCCUGCAGGCUGCUCCCUGCUCACCUCCUGCCUUGCUGGGUCAAGUGCCCUGCUGCCCCCACCUGCACCCUGAGGUUCCUGCCUGCCCACUUCGUUCCCACACACAAAUCAGGAGACAAAAUGAGUGUCUCUAUUUUCUUUUUAAACUUGGCUGUUUGGAAGCAAUUAUAAAACUCCCGUACUCCAAGAACCCCAGAAUACCCCCACCCUGUGGGAAAGGAGUGUUAGAUGCCAGGAACUUGGCUCCAUAUUUUUUGAUGUGCAGAGUAGGAGGGGAGACAGAAGGGGUUGAGGGAGAGGAUUUCUCUUGUCCCUGAGAAGGUAGAGGUGCCGGCUGGCCUGCCCCUCCCCAGGCUGAGAUACCUCGGGCCCUCCCCUUACUCCUGCACCAACAGCAAACUCAGUAUAGAUGAAGGAAUAGGUAAAUAAUAUGAAUUAAUAAUAAAAUUAGCAAAUGGAAUAAAUAAAA
Choloepus didactylus (southern two-toed sloth) is the source of this 3029-nucleotide messenger RNA. RefSeq names its product pyruvate kinase L/R (gene PKLR). The record is from RefSeq and is a predicted model, not a curated record. Gene Ontology annotation, biological process: cellular response to insulin stimulus; glycolytic process. The transcript has 12 exons. Gene Ontology annotation, molecular function: potassium ion binding; pyruvate kinase activity; magnesium ion binding. Gene Ontology annotation, cellular component: cytoplasm. Lineage: Eukaryota; Metazoa; Chordata; Mammalia; Pilosa; Megalonychidae. Bases 3 to 1916 code for a protein of 637 amino acids.